Erpetoichthys calabaricus (reedfish) is the source of this 2982-nucleotide messenger RNA. RefSeq names its product cilia and flagella associated protein 221 (gene cfap221). The record is from RefSeq and is a predicted model, not a curated record. Gene Ontology annotation, cellular component: cilium. The transcript is spliced from 25 exons. Bases 140 to 2779 code for a protein of 879 amino acids. Lineage: Eukaryota; Metazoa; Chordata; Cladistia; Polypteriformes; Polypteridae. Gene Ontology annotation, biological process: cilium movement; cilium assembly.
UCGGACCUUGACUUGAAGGGACUUGUACACCUCCCCCAUGGAAGGACAAUAAAGUUUUAUGCCUUUGCUUGUUGCAGUGAGAGUAAAGAAGACGGUGCUAAAGGGACAUUUUUUAGGAUUCAAAUGCAGCUAGUUAGACAUGGAAGUUAUUCAACCAACUGUCAACUUCAAGGAGUCAGUAUCUCUGCCAUUAGGCCAGCUGGUGGAACAGCCGAAAAAAGACAAUAAAGUGCCAAAUCAUCUGUUAGAAUCAAAGGUUUACACCAAACUUCUUAAAAACAGGAUAAUACAGGCUGAGCCAGCUGUAUUGCAUUUUGGUGGCUUUGAACUGGGAAAACGUUACAAGCAAAUAUUGAAACUGAUUAAUCUUUCAUCAGAAGUAACCAAUAUCCACAUACUGCCUACUCAGACAAAGUAUUUUGAAAUCAAAUACUCAAAAAAGGAUCGAUUGGCCCCUGGAUUUUGUUAUACAGUAACAGUCCAUUUCUGUCCAGAUGAAUGGCGCUACUUUUAUGACAGCAUACGUGUUCAUUGUAAGGGAGAUGAUACUCUUCUUGUUCCAAUACAUGCAUAUCCAGUGAUAAACAACUUGGAGAUUCCUUCACAUAUAAAUUUGCCUAGUAUUCCUUUGGGGCAAAGCAAGGUGUGCAUUAUUCCUUUGUGCUGCAGCUGUCCGAUUGACUUUGAAUUUCAGAUCUAUGAAAUUCACCCUCACAAAUCAUUUAUUGUUGAGCCACUUUCAGGAAUAAUACCAGCCAAUGGACAGAUAGAUGUCAUUGUCACCUUCACACCUUUUGAAUAUGGAACAGCCCAAACAACAAUUCAACUUGUAAUCUCUCAGUUUAAUUCACAACCGUAUGUUUGCACAAUCACUGGAAUAUCCACACCAUAUCUUCAAAUAAAAUCCCAAAGCAAGGAUGGAGAAGCAGGAGACAUAUCAACAAAGCGGUUACUCGAUCCUCAGCGUAUAUCACUUUUACACAUUUCCAGGACAAAAAGAAAAUUGAAAUCAGUGCAACUUCAGGAAAAGCCCAAGGAAAUUAUUUACAAAGAUCUAAAGUUUCCACUGGAUUUAUCAAAUCCACAUGCAGUGUCUAAAGUUUUAAUUCAACAACCAGGCAAGUUACGAGUGAAAGAGAUAAAAGAAGUAUUAAACCAGGCUGGUGAUGGUUUAAAGACAAGACAAGUAAAAGAGGCCGCAUUUGAACAAAGGGUUCGAGAGGAUGUGCUUGAAGAGCAAGCCAACCAGCUACGAUGGCAGGUGCACUUGGGCAAGGAUCCUGUGUCUUCAAAAAUAAGAAAGAAAAUUUUGGAAGAGAGAGCUGUAGAUCUACAUACAUAUAAAGUAAAACGAGGUGACCCCGUAAACGAAGAAGAAUUGAAAAGAACCAAGUCAGAGGUGUCAGUAAAAAGAGUUUUGCGGACCUUAGGAGAGUUUCCUAACUACGUUCCUAAAUUUGAAACUUAUCUGAACAAUCCAUGGGAAGUAAGAUACAGAGCUUUAAAACGAUUCCAACAGGCUGCUCAUAAGGUACUGAUUAGGAUCCGGCUGAGUAACAGACUUCAGACUUUAAAAGUACUAGUCCAGAGUAUUAAGCAAAGCAAUAAAGAUGCAGAAGCAGAUAAUACUUUGGGCACUUAUGAACCAUCAGUGCUUGACAACAGAUUAAAAUCAUCUAUGAGGAUGCCCUGCAUUGACAAACUGCUCCCUUUUACCCUUCCCACCUAUUCACCCACAGAUCAGACAGAUGAACUUGCUCCCUAUUCCCUUGGACCUGUACCAGUAAAGCCACCAGACAUGAAUUUUAAACUGAAUGUCCCAUUCUUCAAGUUAAAGGUUCCUCAACAUUACCAGCUGAUGGGGUAUGAACCAGUGUCAGUGUUUGAGACGUCAACCAGUUACAUCCCUGAAGCACUAUCAAGAAAUCUCAGAUCAGGUGCUGAGGAGGAGAUAAUGCCAGAGGUGAUUACAUCACAGUCUGUAGCACCUGAAUACACUUCGGAGGAAGAGCAAGAUCAAGCAUCAAAACAGCAAACAUCUGCAGUCUUAACAUUAACCCCUCCUGAUGGUCUAUUUCAUCCCCCAGAACAUGAUCCACUUAGGAUUUUUAAUCCUGCUCCUGGCUUGUUUUCAUUUAAGCAACCUCUUUCAUUCUUGGAAUCGGACACAGAGUUUCACCUUUGCCCUCUACCACGAUACACCAUUAACAAGAAUACUGGAGUUCCCAAUAGUACACAAAAGAAGUUUCUUGAUCGAGAGGAAGUAAUAGAGGGAGUAAUGAACUGGAAGACUUUCUCACCAGCUGGAAUUUCUACUUUGUCUGUAAUACCAUCCUUGGCAAUCUCUUCAAAUCCUAGAGGAUCUGAUCCAUUUAAUGCAGAUUUACUUCCAACUGAUGUUCCUUUACCUUUGAGUGGCUUGCCAGAUGACCUGAGGGAUGAUAUCAUGGAGGAGAUCAGAUCUGAAAGUGAACGCUUAUCUCUGACAGUAGAGAUGAUCAAGGCUGAAUUUUCAAGUAUUGAAAGUUUACUACCAGACGUGCAGGUUACAAGCAUGCCAGUAAAUGAGGAAAGUGAUACAAAUCUGCAAAGCAAAACACUAUUAACUACAAUAGUGUCAACUGCUGGUCCAGUAUCAAGAGAAUUAAAAGAACAACAGCUGGAGCAAUAUUUGCAAACUUUCACCAACAAGCUUGGAGCAAAAGUCGAGGCACGCACAAAUCAGCUGAACCUGGUAGCCAAGUCUGAUGGCAAAAAUCUAAUAAUGGAACUUAUUUAAUUUAUUAUUUAUGAUGUAUAAUCAUUUUUAUUUGGCAUUCAGCCUUUGUGCUUAGAAUAAUGUAUUGAAUCAGUUCAUUUAAAUUACUACAUGUAAAUUUUAAUUAUUACACUUUUUUAACGUUAUGUUUUUGUAGUAUAGUUUAUUCAAGUCUGUUCUAAAUAUUGGACAAUUUUAUUUUUAAUAAAUAACUUUAAACACAA